This is a messenger RNA of Rangifer tarandus platyrhynchus (Svalbard reindeer), 306 nucleotides long. The record is from the annotation of a GenBank genome assembly. NCBI's taxonomy places the organism in Eukaryota, Metazoa, Chordata, Mammalia, Artiodactyla, Cervidae.
AUGACUGUGAAGCAAAGGCGAAGGGGAUUGCGGAGUCAGUGGUCAGGUGGGCCCUGUGGAGCCAUGGGCCCACAGCGCUCACUGGACUUGUUGUACAAACCCUUGUCCUGGGGCGCAAGGACCUUGCAGGGGCCUGUUCCUGACCUGCUGCCGCCAAGGAGACUAAGUCAUUCCCUUGGGGAGCAAGAGGCGGGGAAUGGGAUCAAAGGAGGUGUUACUCUCUGGGCGUCUAAAAUGUUAUCUCUUGGGGGAGGUGGGAGGAAUUGGGAGACUGGGGUUGACAGGUAUAUACUAUUGAUAUAUUGA